AUGUUAGUGUCGUUAGCGUUUGUGAUAGUGGCGUUCAGUUUACUGGUACUUUGUUGGAUUGUUGGCCGAUGGAGAAGAUGGAAACACUACAAACUAUCAACCGAUUUAGAUGGUCCACGGGAUUAUCCUUUAAUCGGUAGUGCGCAUCUAUUCCUCGGCAAGAGUACGGAGGAGCAGUUUCGGUGUAUACUGGACAUCAGCCAGAGCUAUCAAUCGCCCUGUCGUAUUUGGCUCGGACCGAAGUUGUUUGUGUUCAUUGAUAAUGCAGACGAUCUGCAGAUUGUGCUAAACUCGGCAAACUGUCUCGAGAAGGCAGACGUGUAUCGGUUUUUUCAGUGUGAAACGGGCUUGUUUUCGGCACCGGCCAACAUUUGGCGCGUGCAUCGUAAGCAUCUUAGCCCUUGCUUUAAUGCAAAAAUAUUGGCUAGUUUUGUUUCUAUAUUUAAUGUAAAAAGUGCCGUACUGGUAGAUCAACUGGUGCCGCAUGUGAAUAAAACGAAGUUGUUCAAUGUGUAUGAAUACAUUGCAAAAUGCACGCUGGAUAUGGUUUGUGCUACAACCUUAGGUACUAACAUGAACCUCCAGAAUGAGCAAGGUGACGAAUAUAUUGGUGCAAUUGAAAGAGCAUCAGAAUUGUUAAACCAUCGACUGUACAAGGUGUGGCUGCAUCCAGAGUGGAUCUAUCGCUUAACGUCCUACUACAAAAUUCAGCAACAAUGUUACGCAACUGCCUACAAAAUGUCGCGCCGUGUACUUGCCUUGAAAAGUGAUGAACUAGCAGAAAUAAGGAAUCGUACCGCUAGCAAGACCUCGAAGCCAAACGAAAAGCAACUGACAGAUGAAUAUCGCAAACCUCAAAUCUAUAUCGAUCAGCUAUUUAGACUCGCCAAAGAAACGGACGUGUUCGAUGAGCAAGCCAUCAGAGAUGAAAUCGAUACGAUCAUACUGGGUGGAAACGAAACAUCAGCACUGACACUGUCCCACGUCGUUCUGAUGUUGGCCAUUCACCAAGAUGUGCAGCAGCGAGUGUAUGAAGAGAUUGUGACAACGCUUGGCGGUUCGAUUGGUGAGGUAGAAAACGAACAUCUUUCCCGCCUUACGUACAUGGAGAUGGUUCUCAAGGAAACCAUGCGCCUCUUUCCCGUUGGUCCAAUUAUUGCCCGUCAAUGCACGGAAGAUACGAAGAUUUCCAGGACAACUAUUCCGAGCGGAGUGACAGUGGUGCUGGGAAUCUUCAACGUACAGCGAAGUGAACUGCACUGGGGUUCGGCAGCGAACUCGUUCGAUCCGGACAACUUCCUGCCCGAACGCAUUGCUGACCGACAUCCGUACUGUUUUCUUCCGUUCAGUGCAGGGCCGCGAAACUGCAUCGGGUACAAGUAUGGGCUAAUGUCGAUGAAGGUAAUGCUGUGCCAUUUACUUACGGCGUACAGGUUUUCCACAGACCUCACGAUGGACCAGUUAACGUUAAAGCUAGACAUUACGCUUAAGAUUGCCAACAAGCACAUGGUACGUGUCGUUCGGAGGUAG
Molecule: messenger RNA, 1530 nt
Organism: Anopheles maculipalpis
Lineage: Eukaryota; Metazoa; Arthropoda; Insecta; Diptera; Culicidae
Product: probable cytochrome P450 313b1
Exons: 4
Coding region: 1-1530 (509 amino acids)
Molecular function (GO): monooxygenase activity; oxidoreductase activity, acting on paired donors, with incorporation or reduction of molecular oxygen; heme binding
Source: RefSeq, a predicted model, not a curated record